Molecule: messenger RNA, 294 nt
Organism: Strongylus vulgaris
Lineage: Eukaryota; Metazoa; Nematoda; Chromadorea; Rhabditida; Strongylidae
Source: the annotation of a GenBank genome assembly
CCUCUUGACCUGAUGCUGUUACCUGGAGUUGCAUUUACAAAAGAUGGAGAUAGGCUUGGCCAUGGGAUGGUAAGACCUCUUGACUUGAUGCUGUUACCUGGAGUUGCAUUUACAAAAGAUGGAGAUAGACUUGGCCAUGGGAUGGGCUAUUACGACCGAAUGCUAGCGGACCACAAAAAUCGUUUUGGAAAGCUGCCACUCAUGUAUGGCUUGUCUCUCACUCAACAGAUGGUGGACAGCGUACCGCUUGGCGAGACGGACAUUAAGCUGGACGGGGUAAUUCGGGCAGAAUAA